Molecule: messenger RNA, 2910 nt
Organism: Pseudoliparis swirei
Lineage: Eukaryota; Metazoa; Chordata; Actinopteri; Perciformes; Liparidae
Gene: batf2
Product: basic leucine zipper ATF-like transcription factor 2
Exons: 3
Coding region: 37-1245 (402 amino acids)
Biological process (GO): regulation of transcription by RNA polymerase II
Cellular component (GO): nucleus
Molecular function (GO): RNA polymerase II cis-regulatory region sequence-specific DNA binding; DNA-binding transcription factor activity, RNA polymerase II-specific
Source: RefSeq, a predicted model, not a curated record
GAACGUUCACCCGGAGCCGCGGAGGCGCGCUCGCUGAUGCGUCCACUCCACACGUCGCAUGGCAGAGGUCUCGCACGUGUGAGCGCCAGUCUGCAGCAGAGGAGACCGGCGAUGUCACCGUUAUUCAUGGACACCGGCUGUGAUCUCAACAGCCCCAGCUCCGUGUCCGCUGAGGGGAGCAACACCGCCGGAUCGGAGAGAGAAGAAGAGGGAGAACACACGGGACGCAGAGGGAGAAUAAAACAAGAGAAGAACAAGAACGCUGCGAGGAAGAGCCGCAGGAAGCAAACGAAGAGAGCCGACGAACUUCACGAGGAGCUCCAGUGUCUGGAGCGAUCCAACUCGGCGAUCAAAAAGGAGAUCGCCGCAUUGAAAAAAGACCUCCACUCCUACACGGCAGCUCUGGAGCGCCACAAGCCUUCCUGCUGCCUCAAAGGCUCCGCCGCGUCCAGCUCCUCCUCGGCCGGCCCCUCCGGAGACCCUCCCGGGGCCUCGCGCUCCGCUUUCCCGGCCCCCCCUUCGCUCUCCACCUCCCUGACCCCAAGUCUGGGUCUUCAACCUCGCGACUGUGUUCAAAGCGCCCGUUUCUCACCUUUAACCCCUCCGGCAGCCACGACAUCCGCCUUGCCUCACGGUUCGUCCGCGGGACUCUUCACCUCCUCCAGCUCUGUGACGGCUCCUGACUCCGUCUCUUCCUCCGCGGCUCCGGCUCCUCGCUCUCCGUUGAGCGCAGAUUCCCCUUCGCUCAUCGCAUUGAGGCCGACAAAUGUUCCGCCUGUCUGCACCGGCCUUGUUUCGCACUCGGCGGUCUCGAGGUCAGGCCACCCGAGUGUGCUGGAUGAUUUUCUAAUGACACAAGCUUCUUUUCUUGCCGCUUCAUCCAAUGCAGUUCCCUUUAACUCCCAGUUGGCGGCAGAGAACGCAGGUCAGGAUUGUCCCGUGAGUCUGACGUGUUCUCUUUCACCGCCAACUCUUCACGAUCCUUCUCCCAAGUCCCUCUCGUGUCCUGCCCCUGUUUUUGCCUCAAAGCCAAGUUAUAGUCAACAAGUCGCGCUCAGUCGUCCGUCUCUGCUGUCCAUGCUCGGCGUCCCGAGUCCUUUGAAUGUGUCUCAGACUACCUCCAGCAGCUUUGAUGAACCAGUCCCGCAACCCCCACCCUCACUGGGGGAUCCCUCAAGAGACCUUUCCCUCUGUGAGCUCCUGGAGUGCAACGAGUGGAUACUAAGUGGGACGAGUCACCUGUAGCACUACAUGUCACAAAGAAAAGGAAGACGAGUUUCUUCUUCCUUGUGCGUAUUUCUAUAUUUUGAGCAGUUUAAUCAAACUCUGCUGAGCAGCUAGCGCAAUCUGACUGAUUCAUACACCUGUUAGGAUGUACAGGAACCAAAUGUUGCUCUUCAUAUGCUUCAGCCUCUUAAAGGGACACUCGUGAGUGAGUAUUGAGUUUCCACAAAGAUCCACAUUAAAGACAAAAUGGUCAAAGCCAAUACAGCACAAGCAGAGAUAUGCAGCUUUUAGAGAUUAGUGUGGGUCAAGCUCUAAAAACACGGUAUCGUGGACUAUAGCAUAUUUUAGUUUGAUGCGUGUAUAUGGUCAUGUCUUUCAUUCAAGCUCCAGUUUGUAACGCAAGCUUCCGGUUCUGGAUUCAAAGCCUCCCGUUUCCUUUUCAUAACAAAGAGCGUCGGCGAAUCUUGAGCGCCGUGCAGAGGUUUUAGAGACUGGAGUACGGUGCUCAAAUCUCCAACUUUGCUGGAUAAUGGGCUCAGAAGUGUAUAAUUACUGAGCUAUUUGUGAGUCCAUACAAGCCCCUGGAGAUGAAACUUGAACUAACUAUGUUAUCAAAUAUAUCAAUGCGCAGUUGUUCAGUUUCAAAUCAAUGAGGUCGGUCACCCUUCUUUAAUCCAGAGAUGACAAUGCCCCAAAACAAUGACGCAACAUUUGAAACUUGGGCAUGUAAUGUUAGAUUGGGUAGAGCGCUCACUUCCUUCCCACUUUAAGGAACUGUCCUGAGGUGAAGUUGCCCUUUGGGACUGGAACCGCAUGUGUUACACACAAAGGGACAAAGUUUAAGAUUAUGACAGUUGUGAUUCAACGCCACGCAGGAAACUUUAUUCAGUGGUUUUUAUUCUUUCCUCUUUUUAUAUUCAGUUUCACAGAUUGUGUUGCUAUUGAUUAUUUACAUCAGUCAAUUUGCUUAUGGUUAAUUUAGUUAUUUUAAAGCUACAAUUAUUUAUUUUUCUUAAUUAUAAAUAUAUAGUUUUAUCUAGUUCCUUCUUCACUUCAAGUAAUACAAUUGUAUUAUUUCUACUUACUGGUAAUUAUGCAAACUACAUAUUCAUGAUUAAUUUAGGUAUCUUUUUUACCAACUUUACUUUCAAGGGCGGAUCACCAACCAGACAAAGUGGAUAACCGAUCCCAGCGGCCCUCAGGGGCCCAGGGGCCCGAGAUUGAAUGUGGAUUUGAAUAAUUUCAAAUAGUUUGGCUAUCUCUGAGUUAUGUGUGCUAUCAAAGUUUAUAUUACAAAUAAAUGUGUGCGAAACAAAUGUAAAAAAGUGCUAACGGCUCUUUUUGUUGUUGCCCUGCAUGGGGCCCCUAGGAGUUAAUCCCCCCAUGAUAAGGAGAACGUAUACGUGACUUAAUUUUUCUUUUUGACUUUGUUUCCCUGUAACUGACAAUAAGAGACCAGGACUGCUGGAAAGAAAUGAAUAGUCGAGUGGAUUUUCUUUCUAAAUAGGAUUUAUAGCUAGCAGUAUGCAUUAUAAUUGUAUUCAAAUGAACUGUGGGAUUCUGUAGGUUGUGUGAUUCUGCAGGCUGUGUGUGUAGUGUUGUUAUUUAACACGUUUAAGAUUAUUAUAUUUAUGGUUUGAAUAGAAAAUGUAAUUACAAAUAAAAAACAUUAUUUAAAAUGUC